Molecule: messenger RNA, 743 nt
Organism: Hydra vulgaris (swiftwater hydra)
Lineage: Eukaryota; Metazoa; Cnidaria; Hydrozoa; Anthoathecata; Hydridae
Product: intraflagellar transport protein 43 homolog
Biological process (GO): intraciliary retrograde transport
Cellular component (GO): cilium; intraciliary transport particle A
Source: RefSeq, a predicted model, not a curated record
GAUGACACAAAAUGAUUUUUUUCAGAAAAAAACUAAAAUUAUGAAAAAAUAAGAUGAAUGGAUUAUUGCAAAUUUUAUAUAAAAAAAUAGCUUUAUAACUAAGAUGGAUGAGCUUUCGCCAAGAAGGGAAAUAAAGCAAGGAAGAAGAGCUGGAAAUGUAUUUCAGUCUUUAUCAACUUCUAUUUUAUCAGAAUCAUCAACAACAACUGUAACACAAACACAGAAUGUAAACAGCUCAUCUCCAAAACCUGCUCGGAGACAAAGUGGUUGGUCUGAUUCUGUUGAUAAGAAAAAGGGUAAGAACGUAUGUGACGAUGAUGAAGCAGAUGACAGGUUAAAAAACGAUUCAAAAGUUUUGUUAGAUACUAAUAUAGAUGAUAUUCCAGUUAUUCCAGAUCUUGAAGAAAUACAAAAAGAUGGUACUACACAGCAAGUUUCUGCUCCUCCAAGUGUGCAAGUAACAAGAGUGGCAACAUAUAAGGAAUUGGAUCAUGAUUUUGAAAAGCAUGCAGGUUUAUUAACAUUGGACAAAGAUAUUGAUCUUAAGUUGUUAGGAUGUGUAUUAUCAUCAGAAGCUGAUGUGUUUGAGGAAGACAAAGUAUGGGAAUGGGAUCGUGUGUUUGCUGAAGUAUCUUCAGAGUUACGAAAUGAUUGGGAAAGUAUCAAAGUUAUUAAUGAUAAAUGUGAUUAAAAUAUGAUAUUACGCGCGUGCGUAUAUAUAUAUAUAUAUAUAUAUAUAUAUA